AAAUACUUACUCGAGUACUUUUUGUAGGUAGUAGAUUUAGAUGGAAAAUUUCCAUUGGAAAUUUAUUCUCAAAUUUUUAUAACAAUUAAAUAGUCAGUUUUGUCAGUAAGCAAACUACGGAGUUCAGAGAAAAAUGCAGCUUGUUCGAAAUUUUCGGUUGGGAUCUUAUCAUGAUGUCGGCCUUAUCGGGUCCAUAUCCCACCGCAAGUUUAGUUGCGCGAGACAUUCCCUAUCCCAGAAACGGAUCGAGGCAGUCAUAAUCGGUCCACCAGGUUCAGGAAAGGGGACGAUUUCAUCUCGAAUUGUGAAAGAUUUCCAAUUGGAUCAUCUCUCCAGUGGGGACAUACUCAGGUCGCACAUACAAAAGAAGACCGAUUUUGGCAACAAAAUCGCCCCCAUAGUCACUUCUGGUCAGUUGGUCCCGUUCGAAUUGUUAGCUCCGCUGAUGGAACAUGAGACAAAAUCGAGUAAAUCACCUUCCGGCUGGUUGCUUGAUGGUUAUCCUCGCAGUUUACAACAAACCGAACGACUGCAUAAAACAUCAGCCCCAAACGUAACGAUUUAUCUUAACGUCCCCUUCGCCACGAUAAUCGACCGUAUCAAGUCCCGAUGGGUGCACAUUGCAAGCGGUAGGGUGUACAACUUGGAUUUUAAUCCUCCUAAAGUCCCGUUUAAGGACGACGUGACCAACGAACCUCUCGACCAGAGAGACGACGAUAAACCAGAAUCUGUCAGGAAACGAUUAGAAGUUUACCAAUCGAUGGUAGACCCUGUCCUAAAAUUUUACCGGGACAAGAAAUUGCUCAUCGAAUUCUCUGGAACAGAGUCAAACGUCAUUUGGCCCGAAGUGAAAAAGUUUUUAGCCCAGUUUCAAAAAGUUUAAGAACGCUUCAUUCAUUCAUGACUCGAUGACAUGGUGCUGUCUAGUUUUAUUUAUUUCCUGGAAAUAUUGAGCUUGCCAUUUAAUUAUGUGUGAACAAUUUAUUACAUUCCCUGACAAAUUGUGAAGGCCUAAUUUAAUAUUUUGUGAUGCUCGGAACUGUAUUUAAUUAAUAUUUGUGCCAGGUAAAUUUAGGAUUUAGUUAGAAUUCUUUAAAUUGACAUUGUUAAUGAUUUAAGUAUGAAAUUUAUCCUUGAAUUAUUGAUAUUGACUUGAAAAUACCGUGUGCUCUCUGUCUCUCUCUUUGGACCUUGCCACGACAAUAAAUAUUCUUAAAUGGAGACUAACUUUA
Messenger RNA from Folsomia candida, 1232 nucleotides. RefSeq names its product GTP:AMP phosphotransferase AK3, mitochondrial. The transcript has 7 exons. NCBI's taxonomy places the organism in Eukaryota, Metazoa, Arthropoda, Collembola, Entomobryomorpha, Isotomidae. Gene Ontology annotation, molecular function: AMP kinase activity; ATP binding. Gene Ontology annotation, cellular component: mitochondrion; cytoplasm. The record is from RefSeq and is a predicted model, not a curated record. Gene Ontology annotation, biological process: nucleobase-containing compound metabolic process. The coding region runs from base 134 to 883 and encodes 249 amino acids.